This is a messenger RNA of Daphnia magna, 553 nucleotides long. RefSeq names its product histone H3. Gene Ontology annotation, cellular component: nucleosome. NCBI's taxonomy places the organism in Eukaryota, Metazoa, Arthropoda, Branchiopoda, Diplostraca, Daphniidae. Bases 62 to 472 code for a protein of 136 amino acids. Gene Ontology annotation, molecular function: DNA binding; protein heterodimerization activity; structural constituent of chromatin. The record is from RefSeq and is a predicted model, not a curated record. The transcript is spliced from 2 exons.
GAUUGAUGUGUUUUAAUUCGGUUUUAUUUUCUUGUAUAUCCAACAAUUUUAUUUGCAGUAAAUGGCUCGCACCAAGCAAACUGCCCGUAAAUCAACUGGUGGCAAAGCCCCACGUAAGCAAUUGGCUACUAAAGCUGCACGCAAAUCUGCCCCAGCAACAGGUGGUGUCAAAAAACCUCAUCGUUACAGGCCAGGAACGGUCGCUCUUCGUGAAAUUCGACGGUAUCAAAAGUCGACCGAAUUACUCAUUCGAAAGCUGCCGUUUCAGCGACUGGUUCGAGAAAUCGCUCAAGAUUUCAAGACCGAUUUGCGUUUUCAGAGUUCGGCAGUUAUGGCUUUGCAAGAGGCAUCAGAGGCUUAUCUUGUUGGCUUGUUCGAAGACACCAAUUUGUGUGCCAUUCACGCCAAGCGAGUAACCAUUAUGCCCAAAGAUAUUCAGUUAGCCCGUCGUAUCCGUGGAGAACGAGCUUGAACUGCCUGAAAUGUUUAUUGUAAUUUAAACUCUUUGUCCUUUUAUUAGCUGUCUCGACAACGGUCCUUCUCAGGACCACCA